Miscanthus lutarioriparius is the source of this 819-nucleotide messenger RNA. The record is from the annotation of a GenBank genome assembly. Lineage: Eukaryota; Viridiplantae; Streptophyta; Magnoliopsida; Poales; Poaceae.
AUGGCGCCGUUCAUGAACGCCGAGGAGCUGGUGGUGACGCUGGCGCCGGUGGCCGUGUACUGGGUGUACGCGGGCAUCUACGAGCUGCUGCUGGCGCGCACCACGGUGCUGGACAAGUACAGGCUGCACUCGAGGCGGGACGAGGAGACCAAGAACAUCGCCUCCAGGAAGGACGUCGUCAGAGGGGUGCUCCUGCAGCAGGCCAUCCAGGUCGCCAUCUCCGUUGCCGUCCUCAAGCUAGAGGGGGGGCACGGUGCCGCCGCCAACGACACCGACGACAGUCUCGCGGCGCCGGCGGCGGAGCCGUUCCUGGUGGUGGCGGCGCGGUUCGGCGUGGCGAUGCUGGUGCUGGACGCGUGGCAGUACUUCAUGCACCGGCUCAUGCACUCGGUCCCCUACAUGUACCGGCGGUUCCACUCGUGGCACCACCGCGUGGCGGCGCCGUACGCGUACGCGGCGCAGUACGGGCACCCCGUGGACGGCGUGCUCACGGAGACGCUGUCGGGCGCCGCCGCGUACCUGGCCUCGGGGAUGCCCCCGCGCGCCGCCGCGGCCUUCUUCGUCUUCGCCACCGUCAAGGGCGUGGACGAUCACUGCGGCGUCGCCGCGCCCUGGAACCCGUUCCACGCCGCGUUCCGGAACAACACCGCCUACCACGACGUGCACCACCAGCGCGGCGGCGGCCGCGUCAACUUCUCCCAGCCUUUCUUCGUCGUCUGGGACCGCCUGCUCGGCACGCACGCGCCGUACGCCCUGAGACAGAGGCACGGCGGCGGGCUCCAGGUCAGGGCCUUCAACAAGGAUCGUCACAUGCAAUAG